This is a messenger RNA of Lentinula edodes (shiitake mushroom), 999 nucleotides long. RefSeq lists its product as uncharacterized. The record is from RefSeq and is a predicted model, not a curated record. Gene Ontology annotation, molecular function: protein binding. NCBI's taxonomy places the organism in Eukaryota, Fungi, Basidiomycota, Agaricomycetes, Agaricales, Omphalotaceae. The transcript is spliced from 5 exons. The coding region runs from base 1 to 999 and encodes 332 amino acids.
AUGUGGCCUCCAGAAGUACGAGGAGACCUUCGUGACGCAGUUCGUGCUAAGCAUAAGGGAGAUUAUGGGAAAAGCGAGCAGCAUUUCCAUAGGGCUUGGAAUACAAUACGAACCCUCCCAAUCGAGUCACUGGGCUCUCAACCAUAUCUCAAGCUUACCGGAAUGGCACUCGCUUUCGCGGACGUGUUGGAGCUCUCAAAUAAACAACAAAGGGCGUACGAGGUGUACGUUCAUGCUCUAGAACUUCUGCAGCAGGAUGGUGUCAAGGCGAUGCUGACUGGACCUGAACGUUUGAGGGCAGUUGCGAUCUCUUCCAAGCUGGGUGAAUUGGCCAAAGAUUUAAAGAAACACAAAACUGAGGAAGAAAAGUGGCUUGUAUGGGCUGUUGAAGAACUACUGAGGAUUGUCAAGAGUCCUUCAAAGGAUGAUGCGGGCGAGAACGUGGAUUAUAGUCAUCAAGGAUCGUUCAAUCUUCCUUUGCUUGCAUUACCAUCGUGGAUCAGCAAAACCGAUAUCGGUGCGCCUUUGGAGGCGCUUGGGUCUUUCUAUGCUGAGGCUGGCCGACUGGAUUUUGCAAUGCCACUUUAUCUGCAAGCGAUUUCGCUCCUCAUUCCUCCUGCUCCCAAAAAAUCUGCCCCGGAGGACCGUUGUCGAGGCGCUCAGUUAAUGGGAAAUCUUUCUGAAAUGAUCAUGCGACGACCACCAAGCCCAGAUACCCUUCAUCAAGCGGAGGCAUGGGCAUCUCAAGCGCUAGCGGUUACCAAAAAAGCUCGAGCAGAAUCUAGCAAACCCAUUGAUCCAUGCGAAGAAGUUUACGCCGCUGCGUUAUUUAACCUCGCGACAUUUAGAAACAUGGCUGGAGAUAGAAAUGUCGCUCGUAAUUUGUACAGGGAUGGUCUGGAGCAAGCCAGGUCAAUAGGGUUGUCAGAAGGUGUGGUAGAAGCAUCUCGGGCUCUUCAUCGUUUAGAUAUGGGUGAGUCGGAGCCUAGCCAUAAGUGA